UUAAAAAGAAAAAAAAAUGUUUUGGCUAUUUUUUAUAAAUUAACAGAAAAAUGUAUGACUAAUAUAUUGUUAUCUGCAUGUUAUAAUCUAUAGUGUAAUUAGAAGCACGCAGGUGUUCAAAAACAAGAAUUAGUUAAUUACCUGAGGGAUGUAAGUGAUAACGCUUUGGUAUUACAAAAGUUUUAAAUAGGUUUCAAAUAUCUUUGACAAGACUACACUUGAAACAACUCAAUUCUUAAGAAUAUUUUUAAUUGCUUCUAUUUAACAACGCAGUUCUCGAUAAACCAAUCCGAUAAAAUGUCUUUGUUGUCUAUAAUCAGAAGUUCGUCUUCAAGGUCUCUAAGUGUCCACGUAUAAUAUUUUAUAUUUUUCGACAAAUCCCUACCAUCCUCUUGGGUAAUAUUUUUCGGCAGUAUAUAAUAGACAUCAUUAGUUCAAAAUUUCAGUUUGCUUUUCGAUCUGAAGCUACAAAGUUUACUUAUCACAAUGUUCGCUAAAGCAUUCAUAAUCGCGUCAUUCUGCGUGGCUGCUUCACUUCAAUGGUCGCAAUUCAAAUCUUGUGGGAAUGACCAUUCAAAAGAUCCUCACCGUUUAAUAAUAGACGGUUGCACCACUUUUCCGUGUAUAAUUUACACAGGAUACGAUGUAGCUGCACGAUGGGACUUUAUAGCAACCACCGAAACUUCUGUGCUGAUACCACAAGCUGAAUUUUCAAUAGCUGGACUUUGGUAUGCGCCAUAUCCACUGGGUAUCAACGACGGAUGUCCAGAUCUUGUCAGUGAAAGACAAUGUCCUUUGGAAGCAGGAGACCAAGCAACCUACACCCUUCGUAUGGGUGUUCCACCAGGAACCCCAUCAGGUGUGAAGGUAUGGGUUAAAUUCUCACUAAAGGAUGAAAAUUAUAAUACUUACAGUUGUUUCGAAGUCGAAUUCAAAACUGUGUAAGAUUUAUAAAGUCUUGAUAAAAAUAUUUGUAUCCGUAUUAUAAAUUCAAUUAAGAAAAUUUGUGUAAAUGAUUGAUAUUUUUUUUAAACAAAAUAUAUACUUGAAUAUCGCAUAAAAAUUAUUGUAUUUUUUUAAAAAUAACUAUAGAAAAUUCCUGAUUUGUAUUCUCAGUGUAAUAUUACAAAAAAUGUUUAAUAUUA
This is a messenger RNA of Microplitis demolitor, 1145 nucleotides long. RefSeq lists its product as uncharacterized. The transcript has 3 exons. Gene Ontology annotation, molecular function: sterol binding. The record is from RefSeq and is a predicted model, not a curated record. Gene Ontology annotation, biological process: sterol transport. Bases 487 to 945 code for a protein of 152 amino acids. Lineage: Eukaryota; Metazoa; Arthropoda; Insecta; Hymenoptera; Braconidae.